AUGCCUCGUCUGGAACAACCGCCGCCGGAGGAUUUUCGUCGCGUCCUGCGAGAGAAGGCUCUAAGCCACAGCUUGUUCUAUCUCAAGCUAGGCGCCGGCGUGGCCCCUGAACGGGCGAAGAGCCAGUCGCGUCGUGCGAGCGACAGUAUCAACGCGCGUGCGCCGGCGACCGCGCGCCUCAGAAAUGCGCAGCCGAGAGUUUCUGAGUUAUUGCGACGUUUUGAACCAGGACCGAUGCAGUACCUGCGCCUGCCGCGAUCCUCGAGCCCUCACGACGACAUCACCUCAUCGGAUGAUGACGACAGGGCCGCUGUCAGGCGACGCAGCAGGGAUCUGAGCGACGACUCCGCUGUCGAACUGGAACCGAGAAGACGGCAUUCACACCCUCGGGAUAUCACUCCACCACCAGAUGCUAUGUCCCCGAGGAGAGAGAGGACUCUGAUUGAGGCUAAUGUUGUGGAGUUGGGAAGAAGGGGUAGCGAAGGAUGCGAGACCAGGGGCAGGUGUGUGAGGACCCCUAGCGUUGUUGUGAGUGACUAUUCAGAUGGAGUAGCUGUGGGCGCUACUCAAGAAGAGGUUGAUUGGUUGCGGGCAAGAUCCCUCUCAGCAGAUUCAGCCUGUUCAUCGUGUUCUACUCUCUCCAGCCGCGAUGACGAGGAGUUCGAGUCUCCUAUUCUACCAAAAAAGGUGAGUAAGAAUUAA
Messenger RNA from Danaus chrysippus (African queen), 702 nucleotides. NCBI's taxonomy places the organism in Eukaryota, Metazoa, Arthropoda, Insecta, Lepidoptera, Nymphalidae. The record is from the annotation of a GenBank genome assembly.